CUCUGCUGCUGCCGCCUCCAUUGUGAGCCAGGAGCCCGCGCUGAUCAGCUGCCGCUACCCGGAGGGGUGUGUGCGGGGAGAGCCCUUCCCUAGCGCCCCUCUGUGCCCAGCCGGGGGCGACUUUCUCCGGCGGCUGGAACCAGCCCGUGGGGCAGCCCCGGGCUCUGCCGACACCAGCCCCUGAGCCGGAGCCUGCAGCUGUGAGUGACAAGAAGGAGAACAGUCUGAGAUGGAGGAACCAUACAAGAUGUCUCUGACAAGAUCCAAAGGCAAUGUUUCUGAGAGCCCCGAGCAGGAAAAAUCCCCUAGGAGUCCAGGCGAAUCAGAAGCACAGCAGCAAAACACUCCAGAGGAAAGUAAAUCUGCUCACAGUGGGCGAGGUGUGAGGAAGCGCAAAGGCACCAUCGUCCGCCGGAGAACAUUCAUGGGGGAGAGGCCCAACAUCUGCAUUGAGUGCGGGAAAAGCUUCCUUCAGAGCUCAGACCUUAUUAACCAUCGGCGAAUCCACACGGGGGAGAAACCUUAUAAAUGCAUUGACUGCGGGAAAAGCUUCAGCAUCAGCUCAAACCUCAUCCGACACCAGAGAACCCACACGGGAGAGAAACCCUAUAACUGCCCCGACUGUGGGAAAAACUUCACGGACAAGUCGACCCUGACCCAGCACCAGCGGGUCCAUACGGGUGAGAAGCCCUAUAAAUGCAUUGAUUGUGGGAAGAGCUUCAGCCGCAGCUCCCACCACAAGAGGCAUCUGAGGAGCCCUCCAGGGAAGAGGCAGAGCAAAUGCACCCACCGGGAAAGUACUGCUGUUGGGAAGGUCAAAGAAACCAAAGCAUCAAAGAAGAGAUCCUCGACCGUUGAGAUCUCCAACACUUGUGCUGAAUGCUGGCAAAGCUUCAGCCAGAACUCGGACCUGGUCAAACACAUGAGGAUCCACACAGGAGAGAAACCCUAUGAGUGUCCCGACUGCGGGAAAAGAUUCAAUGUCAGUUCAAACCUGAUCAGACACCAGAGGAUCCACACAGGAGAGAAACCCUACACGUGCUCUGACUGCGGGAAAAGCUUCACUGACAAAUCCACUCUGACCCAGCACUACCGGAUCCACACGGGAGAGAAACCCUAUAUAUGCACUUACUGCGGGAAAAGCUUUAGUCACAGCUCCCACCACAAAAGACAUGAAAAAAUCCACAAGGGAAGGAACUCGGUGUCCUUCCUGCCAUUGUGGCCCUACCCCACUCAAACGGAAGCAAAUACACUGAAGAUGUCACCCAGAAAAUCCAAGAGGACUCUGAGUCAGAGCCCUGAGCAGGAUAAACCCUGUGAGAGCCAGUGCAAGCCAGAGGAGCCAGAGGCCAUGGAGAAGAGACCAGUGAAACUCAUCCAAGGAAUUAAGAAGCGAAAGGAUUUUGUGGUGCACCAGGGAACCCAGACGGAGGAGAGCCCCAAUAUCUGCAUUGAGUGUGGGAAAAGCUUUACCCAGAACUCCAGCCUCAUCAACCAUCGUAGAACCCACACGGAUGAGAAGCCCUACAAAUGCCCUGACUGUGGGAAAUGUUUCGGCGUCAGCUCCAGCCUCAGCCGGCACCAACGCAUUCACACGGGCGAGAAGCCCUACGCCUGCCCUGACUGCGGGAAGAGCUUCAGUGACAAGUCCAACCUAACCCAGCACCAGCGUGUCCACACGGGUGAGAAGCCCUACAAGUGUAUUGACUGCGGGAAGAGCUUCAGCCGCAGCUCCCACAAGAAGAAGCACCUGCGGCACCUGAUGGGCAAGAGGCCAGGCAAGUGCUCAUCACCGCAACAGCGUGAGGGUGCUGUGGGGAAGGCCAAGGCCAGGAGGAAGGUGGAGGUGCUGAACACGUGCACCGAGUGCUGGCAGAGCUUCAGCCAGAAUGCUGAUCUCAUCAAGCACAUGAGGAUCCACACGGGCGAGAAGCCCUUCAAAUGUACUGACUGUGGGAAGAGCUUCAGCGUCAGCUCCAACCUCUUCCGGCACCAGCGCAUCCACACCGGGGAGAAACCCUACACAUGCUCUGACUGUGGGAAAAGCUUCACUGACAAGUCCACCCUGACCCAACACCAGCGCAUCCACACGGGCGAGAAACCCUACAUCUGCACCUUCUGUGGGAAGGGCUUCAGCCACAGCUCCCACCACAAGAGACAUGAGAAAAUCCACAAGGGCGAGAACCCUCUACUGACCUUCCCCACCCAGACAUUCUGAACAGCUGGACAUUUGAGGAUCAUGCAGGGAUCAGUGUGGGUUCCGCUGUGGGGAGCUGUCUGCAUGGUGGGUAUUUAUCUUCUGGAGAUUAGGAAUGGCCACAGAGAUUGCAUAGCUGUUCAGAACAGAAGGGACCAUUAGAUCAUCUAGUCUGACUUCCUGCUCAUCACAUGCCUGAGAAUCUCACCCAGUAACUCCUGCGUCCAGCCCAGUAACUUGUGGUUGACUGAGAAAGUAUGUCUUAGAAAGAGGAAUCCAAACUCGGUUUAAAUGCUCCAGGUUAUGGAGAAUCCACCACAGCCUUUGGGAUCUGUUCCCAGGGUUCACUACAAUCCCGUAAAAUUUUACCUCUUAUUUUCAGUUUGAACACUGUUGACUUCAGCUCCCAGCUACUGGAACUUUGCUAAAGUAAAGAGCCCUCUGGUAUCAGCAAUAUGAUCCUCAUGUAGAUACCUACAGACUGUGAUUAGAUCCCCCCCUUAAUCUACCCUUCAAUAGCUAGAGUUCUGUAAGUUUCCUUUCACUGUAAGGCAUGUUACAAAUCAUUCUGUGUAGCCCUUCUCUGAAUCCUCUCCAGUUUUGCAACAGCCUUUUUAAAGUGUGAACACCAGAACUAGACACAGCACUCCAGAAUGGUCUCUUGUCCAUAGGAUCAGAGCAAUUGUCCUUCUACUGCCAUCACCUGUCUCCAAAAGUGGCUAUUACCACUUCCCUCAAAGGAAGGUGUGAAACUCCCCUAAUGAAAAGUUUUCCAGUAGCCUAGUCAUGGGGGAAGCUGCUGCAUCUAUCCAGGAAUGGGUGGCUGGCUGGCUUCUGCUCUUUACAUAAGCACCCCUUAUAAAUGUUCCUCCUAGCCAUUGUAACUAGGGAUGGUAUUUCUGUCCUUCACAUCAAUGUCUAAUGUCAAUGCGACUGUUUGCCUCCAUACACCUUGUGGCAGAGAUUUCCACAGGUUAUUUAUGCAUUGUGUAGAAUAGCAUGUCUAUCAAUUUUAUAUUUUAUGUCUCUCAGGGCUGGUCCACACUAAGAAGCGGGGUCGAACUAGGGUACGCAAAUUCAGCUACGUGAAUAGCGUAGCUG
Molecule: messenger RNA, 3298 nt
Organism: Mauremys reevesii (Reeves's turtle)
Lineage: Eukaryota; Metazoa; Chordata; Testudines; Geoemydidae
Product: zinc finger protein 271-like
Exons: 3
Coding region: 230-2218 (662 amino acids)
Biological process (GO): regulation of transcription by RNA polymerase II
Molecular function (GO): DNA-binding transcription factor activity, RNA polymerase II-specific; RNA polymerase II cis-regulatory region sequence-specific DNA binding
Source: RefSeq, a predicted model, not a curated record